AUGGGGCAUUGUGAUGGUGUCGUUGGAGCUGUUGUAUAUGACAACUGCAGACGCGUUGUGAUUUGCCACGUUUCGGAUUUUCUCUCGGUAUGUACAGUUCCCCGCAGCUACCAGCGCCACCCAGGCGGUGCUCUGCGGGACGGGGGGGAACCGGACGCCCGGGUCGCACGCCUGUCUGUCCUGCGGCAGGGCCGGGGCCAGGACCAGACCUCUGGCUUCUCUCUUGGGCGAGUCCUCGCCAUAGCGACCGCACUCGGUUUUCUCGGUCUUGAUCUCGGAGGUAGCGGGGUCAAGAUAGGUGAUGUUGACGAAAGCCGUGUACCACUCCUCCUUCUCUGCGACCGUGAAGUCCAAACAGAGCAGGUGAACGAAGCAAAACGACAAGAGCCACGUCGAGAGAGCCAGACUGCGGCAAGCUCGGAUGAGGGACGGUGCCAUAGUGCGGCUCCGGGUUUUGGGAUGGAUGGCGAGCUCCGGGGAGAACACCUACGCUCGCAUCGCCCCACCGUGUGUGGAAGUCUGCGCCGCGUUGUUGUUCACCGUCAGCUGGAUUCUGUCCUCAGCCUGGUACUGGCUCGCUGCUCAUCGUCACGUGACCUGGGCGUGGAAAAGUGUUCAUCCAUUGAACUUGUAACUUCAAAUGCCCAACGGAACUAUUGCUUUACAAAGCCGUUUGAGGAACAAAUAUUAACAGACAGCCAUUUGAAUCCAGAUAUGCCAAAAAAGAAAACAGGAGCACGGAAAAAGGCUGAGAGUCGAAAAGAGCGUGAGAAACAGAGUCGAGCUAACCGGGAGCAUAUCGAUGUGGCCAAACACCCAAGCAACUUUAACAUGGACUGUGACAAAUGUCAGAGAAAACAGAAGAACCGAGCAUUCUGCUACUUCUGUAACUCAGUGCAGAAGCUGCCUGUUUGUGCUCAGUGUGGUAAGACCAAGUGCAUGAAGUCGUCAGACUGUGUCAUCAAGCACCCGGGGAUCCACACCACGGGAAUGGCCAUGGUGGGUGCAGUGUGCGACUUCUGUGAAGCCUGGGUAUGUCAUGGGAGGAAAUGCCUCAGCACUCACGCCUGCGUGUGUCCCCUGACUGAUGCAGACUGCAUUGAGUGUGAGCGGGGAGUCUGGGAUCAUGGGGGUCGGAUUUUCCGGUGCUCUUUCUGUCAAAACUUCCUAUGCGAGGAUGAUCAGUUUGAGCAUCAGGCAAGCUGCCAGGUUCUUCAGGCCGAGACCUACAAAUGUGUAUCCUGUAAUAGACUGGGACAACAUUCCUGCCUGCGCUGUAAGGCUUGCUACUGCGAUGACCACGCCAAGAGUAAAGUCUUCAAACAAGAGAAGGGGAAAGCUCCGCCAUGUCCGAAGUGUGGCCAUGAAACACAGGAAACCAAAGACCUCAGCAUGUCCACCCGCACCUUGAAGUUUGGACGCCAGGCUGGUGGCGACGAGUAUGACGACGACUACGACGGAGCUUCGGGGUACGACGCUUACUGGAAGAGCGUAGCGGCUGGAGGGGGAGGUCAGCAAGACAACUACGGAGAGGACGACGACUACGAGGAAGAGGAUGAUGAAGACGAGGAGGAGGAGGAGGAAGAAGAUGAAGAGGAGGACGAAGAGGAAAUUCCUUCUGAAUCGAUGGCCGGGCUCAAGCUAGGUGGGACAGCUACCUAAGCGGAGUCAGAGACUGAGGAGCCCGUGGAGCACGCAGUGCUGUUGAUCCCAGUGGUCCUCAGUGGAUGUCCACCUGUUACAGUUUAGGAAUAAAAACAUUUAAAAUAAAUUUGAGCUUUUAUUUUUUGGGUGGUAGGGAUAAGUUCUGCUGUUUGUAUAUUCAGUGUUUUGCCUCUGUUCACAGUUUGGAGGGUCAGAAAUCAGAUAACUAAGCUAAGAGUUACAUGAAAUGUAGUGUUAACUGUGUAUUUGGAAUUUUCCAAAAUCUUUACAAAAAAACUCAUCAUGCUUUUCUAUCAGACCCUUGUGCUCAUCUGUACAGUGACAGGGGGGGGGGAUGGCCCGAAUAAAUAA
Menidia menidia (Atlantic silverside) is the source of this 2016-nucleotide messenger RNA. NCBI's taxonomy places the organism in Eukaryota, Metazoa, Chordata, Actinopteri, Atheriniformes, Atherinopsidae. The record is from the annotation of a GenBank genome assembly.